This is a messenger RNA of Puccinia graminis f. sp. tritici CRL 75-36-700-3, 969 nucleotides long. RefSeq lists its product as uncharacterized. Bases 1 to 969 code for a protein of 322 amino acids. The record is from RefSeq and is a predicted model, not a curated record. The transcript is spliced from 7 exons. Lineage: Eukaryota; Fungi; Basidiomycota; Pucciniomycetes; Pucciniales; Pucciniaceae.
AUGCCCCCGGGUCCAGGUGGAACGGAUUCGCGCGAUGCCCGGGGGCCUCCGGAGACCCACCGGGGCUCUGUUAGGGUCUCCGUUAAUGAACCUUAUUUAACCUCAUCCGACACCCUCGUUUUGGGAAACUCCCUGAAGCGUGACAUGCCCUCCGAAACCUUCGAGCUCGAGGUGCCGUUUCACCCUGUUUCACCUCUUCCUCCCGCCCAGCGGCCGCCGGGAGUGGCCGGAGGCCAUCGAUACCGGGCCGCAAGCGCAGUGACACUGUCUCAACUCUACAGUUGUAUUCCAGACCGAUUCAGACAUCCAUACACCGACCCACCCACAAAAAACUAUCAUCUCCUAAGAUUUACUCAGUGUCUGACACCCAAGUUCCCAACUUGUCAAUUUAAUUGCUUGUGGACCAAAUAUCCUUCGAGAACACGUAGUACGUCAGUCGAAGCGCGGAUGGUUGUACUUCAUGACCCAAACUCCAAGGGCCCACAAAUAAGCCUCUUUCUUCAUCGACGCACUCCGCCUGCAUCUUCCGAGCUUUUAUCGGCUACCUUGGGUGUGUACAUUAUCUUCGCCUUGGUCGUCGUAAUCAUAGGCAGUCUUCUCCUGGUCGUUGUGCUCCAACUACAAUCGCGCAGGAUUGAGGAACGGCUUCAGGCCGUCAUAGCCGCCCACCAACCCCGUCAGCCCCGGCCCCGCACCCGGGCAUCGAUGCCCACGCCGUGCCCAGGAAUCCCUCCGUCCCGUCGGCCAGCGGCUUCGUUCCCUUCGGUAUCUUGCCGUGGCUCGAUCCCCGACUCUUCCUCCUCCGAUGACUCCCCCAAUACUGACUUCACCGUUCCUCACAGGAUUCCCAACCAACUCUUGAGCUUUAACGAGAAAUCCACUCGCUGGAGCCAUAACUCUUUGACGUUCAAAUUCCUGGAUGAGCCUUACUCUCCCAAAUCACCCGAAUCGGCCCAUUCACUCCCAUAG